Molecule: messenger RNA, 2112 nt
Organism: Eremothecium cymbalariae DBVPG#7215
Lineage: Eukaryota; Fungi; Ascomycota; Saccharomycetes; Saccharomycetales; Saccharomycetaceae
Gene: ATP22
Product: Atp22p
Exons: 1
Coding region: 1-2112 (703 amino acids)
Source: RefSeq, a predicted model, not a curated record
AUGGAAUUGCUUACAUAUAAUAGUAGAUUUGGUGAUCGAAUUGCAGGGCACAGGGAAAUGUUGAGAGUUGGUGGUGGAUGUUUAAAAUGCUUAAGGCAUUGUUACUCUAGGAAGCCUCUUCUGAGGGAUGUAUAUGAAGCUUUAGAUUCUUGGGGUUCUAAUUACAGUCAGGUUGCAAAGAGGCCAGAAUUGAAGGAAUUUAUUAGUGGUAAUUUAUUCGAAAAUGAUUCUGUUGGGUCAUUUAAAACAUUAAAGAAUAAGCUGGAAAGAAAAUAUGCGGCAGGUUAUAGUACUGUGAUCGCCGAGCUGUCUAACUCAAUGGAUGGUAAACUUUCUAAGGUUUUUAUUGAUAUGAUUUUCCUAAGGCGUGCUGGACGUCGACAAUAUCAGUCAUUUGUUGAAGUUCUGCAAACUAUUAUAAACCAACCAUUGAAAGCUGAGGAAAAGUUUAGGAUGAUUUAUUAUACUAUUAGUCUGCAGAAAGCUCUGUAUCCCACAUUGAGCGAGAAUAAUGGCGUACUUGUUCCAGAUGAGAUCCACCGGUGGUUCUAUCAAAAUGUGCAACCUCAGGAAUACUUCAAUCAUUAUUAUUUCUUGAUAAAAAAUAAUGUGUUGCUCCAGUCCCAUUUUGCUAGUUUAAUGUUGCUACGUUUACUGAAGGGUUCGGAAAUGGACUCUCAGCUGGCAUCAUUUCAAUUAUUCUUAUACGAUAAGAAGGAUAAGAACAUAUUUGACAAAAAAUUUACGUUGUUGUACAACUAUUACAAUAUGCAUAUUAUUAUCAACUAUACUAUCCAAAGGGGAGAUUUUAGAUUUAUUCAAAACUAUUUUGAGGCCAUGGGGCGUCGGUUAGAGACCAAAGAGUUGUUGAACGAAGAAAUCCCAGCUAAUGCUCGGAAACUGAUGUUUAUGAAUUACACGAAUACCAUGUUGCGUUAUGCUAGAGCAUCAAAUGAUCCAAAGCUAUUUUUCGGGAUGUUCACUACCUUUGUUAGUUCUCUUUCUACUGAUAUCGAUCCAUCAUUUAUCCAUAAACCGCUGAAACAGGUCAUCGAUUAUUUUCGUGAGAAUAACUUACCCAAGUAUGUAUUCAAGGUGAUGGCCCUAUUAAACAAGUUCCCUUUAGCUAACUCAAAUAAGAAAUUUACCAGUCUUAAAUUGGGUACCAUUGUUUCAACACUACGUUCCUUUAGUGAUGUCAAGUUAACUACAAGUUAUGUGGUCAGAACUUACAGGUCCACGAAGACAAAAUAUAUGUUAAAUGAAUUGGGUCUGUGGAAAUUAGUAUUUGAUGGAAAUAUUGGAAAGUUAUCUGGAAGUGCCCUCUAUUCUGCUGAGGAGGACGCAAAAGUUCUUCCUAUUGACGUACCAUUGUCGAUGACACUGAACUCCAUUCCAGAUAACUGUGUCUUAUGUGAGCUGUACCAGGCAAUUCUUAACGACCAAAGGACGAAAUUAAUAGAGCAAGAGUAUCGGGAUUUAGUGAUUCAAUUGUUUGGGCUUUAUAAAAACUUCAUCGUUCGCCACAGGCACAAAUUCCUAUAUUAUAAAGUUAACACUAGCGUAUUGCGAACAUUCAUGCAUAAACUGAGAUUUGAACUCCACGAAGAUAAACUAGCUUAUCAACUGUUAUUAGAUUUUUACCAAACUAUUAAAAUGAAAUCAAGAUCUGCUUCUAAAUACUCUCCAUUUGGCAUUAUGCUAUAUAAAAAUAAUUCUUUGAGCCAGACUGAAGUUAAUCAAGCAUUAAAAAUUAUGGAGGAGUGCUCUAUUCCAUUGGACUUUAAAACGUUAACAACCAUGGUUUUGAGGUGUAUAGCAAUGAAUGAUAUCGAAAAGGCACACAACUGGUAUAUGAAGAUAGUUAAUGGACGAUUCCAAAUAAAGAACUAUGACAUUAUAAAUGCUGCAGUAAGCCACGGGUGGAAAUUGCCAAGUGAUGUUGACGUUUCAACUUUAUCUAAACCAACUGAAAAAGUUGAAGCAAACUCUCCUACGGAUCCACUGGACCCUUAUUUAGAUGAAGAUGCUUUGGAUUACGCUGAUUUACUUGUCGAACAAGUUGAACAAAUAGCACAAAAAAUGGAAAGCAAUAUUCAAAGCCCUGCCUGA